UCUUUCCCUUGAAACCUUAAUUUGGUAUUAAAGGGACAGUAAAGGCAAAACUAAACUUUCAUGAUUCAGAUAGGGCAGUAAUUUUAAAACAACUUUCUAAUUUACUUUUAUCAUCAACUUUGCUUUGUUCCCUUGGUGGUAUUUUUGAAAAGCUAAACCUAGCUAGGCUCAAACUGAUUUCUAAACCGUUGAAAACCGCCUCCUAGCUCAGAGUAUUUUGAAAGUUUUUCACAGUUAGACAGUGUUAGUUCAUGUGUGUCAUAUAGAUAACAUUGUGCUCACUUCCGUGAAGUUAUUUAGGAGUCUUCACUGAUUGACUACACUGCAUGUCUGUCAAAGGCACUUAGAUAAGGAGGCAGUCUGCAGAGGAUUAGAUACAAGGUAAUCACAGAGGUAAAAAGUAUAUUAAUAUAACUGAGAUAAGGAGCAGUCUGCAGAGGCUUAGAUACAGGGUAAUCACAGAGGUAAAAAGUAUAUUAAUAUAACUGAGAUAAGGGGCAGUCUGCAGAGGCUUAGAUACAAGGUAAUCACAGAGGUAAAAAGUAUAUUAAUAUAACUGAGAUAAGGGGCAGUCUGCAGAGGCUUAGAUACAAGGAGUCUUCACUGAUUGACUACACUGCAUGUCUGUCAAAGGCACUUAGAUAAGGAGGCAGUCUGCAGAGGAUUAGAUACAAGGUAAUCACAGAGGUAAAAAGUAUAUUAAUAUAACUGAGAUAAGGAGCAGUCUGCAGAGGCUUAGAUACAGGGUAAUCACAGAGGUAAAAAGUAUAUUAAUAUAACUGAGAUAAGGGGCAGUCUGCAGAGGCUUAGAUACAAGGUAAUCACAGAGGUAAAAAGUAUAUUAAUAUAACUGAGAUAAGGGGCAGUCUGCAGAGGCUUAGAUACAAGGUAAUCACAGAGGUAAAAAAUAUAUUAAUAUAACUGAGAUAAGGGGCAGUCUGCAGAGGCUUAGAUACAAGGUAAUCACAGUGGUAAAAAGUAUAUUAAUAUAACUGAGAUAAGGAGGCAGUCUGCAGAGGAUUAGAUACAAGGUAAUCACAUAGGUAAAAAGUAUAUUAAUAUAACUGAGAUAAGGGGGCUGUCUGCAAAGGCUUAGAUACAAGGUAAUCACAUAGGUAAAAAGUAUAUUAAUAUAACUGAGAUAAGGGGGCUGUCUGCAAAGGCUUAGAUACAAGAUAAUCACAGAGGUAAAAAGUAUAUUAAUAUAACUGAGAUAAGGGACAGUCUGCAGAGGCUUAGAUACAAGGUAAUCAGAGGUAAAAAGUAUAUUAAUAUAACUGAGAUAAGGGUCAGUCUGCAGAGGCUUAGAUACAAGGUAAUUACAGAGGUAAAAAGUAUAUUAAUAUAAUUGAGAUAAGGAGCAGUCUGCAGAGGAUUAGAUAAAAGGUAAUCACAGAGGUAAAAAGUAUAUUAAUAUAACUGAGAUAAGGAGCAGUCUGCAGAGGCUUAGAUACAAGGUAAUCACAGAGUUAAAAAGUAUAUUAAUAUAACUGAGAUAAGGAACAGUCUGCAGAGGCUUAGAUACAAGGUAAUCACAGAGGUAAAAAGUAUAUUAAUAUAACGGAGAUAAGGGUCAGUCUGCAGAGGCUUAGAUACAGGGUAAUCACAGAGGUAAAAAUUAUAUUAAUAUAACUGAGAUAAGGGGCAGUCUGCAGAGACUUAGAUACAAGGUAAUCACAGAGGUAAAAAGUAUAUUAAUAUAACUGAGAUAAGGGGCAGUCUGCAGAGGCUUAGAUACAAGGUAAUCACAGAGGUAAACAGUAUAUUAAUAUAACCGAGAUAAGGAGCAGUCUGCAGAGCCUUAGAUACAAGGUAAUCACAGAGGUAAAAAGUAUAUUAAUAUAACUGUGUUGGUUGUGCAAAAACGGGGAAUGGGUAAUAAAGGGAUUAUCUAUCUUUUUAAAUAAGAAAAAUGUUGGUGUAGACUGUCCCUUUAAGCCAUUUCUCAGAUCCACAAAAGUUUCAGAAAGCCAUAGCCAUAGCUUUUUUUUAUGUUUUGGUUUUUUUUGAGAAUGGAAAUCAAGGAUACAAAAGGGAGUACACAAUAUUGUUUCGGUACAUUCAGUGGACACUUGUUCCAUGUUUAUAGUCAUCAAAUACAUGCAAUGUCCCUUAUGUUCAUAUUAUUUAUCGUAGUAGGAAAUGACUGAAUAACUGAAAGUAAAAUGCGCUCACAGUGGUUCCACGGUGCCUGCCUUCUGUGAGCAGUUUGUGGAAGGGAGAAGGAGUUGAAAAAGAAGAGAAGGGGAGAAGAGUUAAAGAAAGGGGAAGAGGGAGAGGAGGUGAGAGGGUGCUGUGUUACUUCAUCAGUGGUGAAAGCGUCUAAUGCACACCUGAAGCUGGAGAAGUCUCCCCCAAAGCAUAUUACUGAUCAUUCAACUAGAUCCGUUUCUACUUCAUGGACUUUUAAAAACGAGGCUUCAGUAGAACAAAAGGCAGCAACAUGGUCAUUCCUACAUAUCUUUUACUAAAUUCUACCAUUUUGAUGUAUUUGCUUCUUUGGAAGUGACUUUUUGUAGAAAAGUCCUCCAGGCAGCAGUGUCUGGAACUAGGUGCCAGCCUUUUUUUCCAAAAUAUUUUUUUAUUCCUGAUUUAUUACUUAUGGACUCCACAUCUUGGGUAUUAGAUUCCCAGAAGAAAUGAACUUGUGGACUUUAACCACCUUUACGAAAGAAAGCUAAAGUGACAGAGGCCCACCCUUAUUUAUUUUGUGUUUUUUUUCCUUAUGGCGGCAGUUCUAGUCUUGCACUUCAUUUCCCUGUUCAGUACUUUCCUACCUUUCUACUGCGCCUAACUUGGCUAUAUGUAAGACUGGCUAAUCAGUGAGGUGAGAGGGAUAGAAUAGGGAUAGAGUUUUUGGGAAUCUUCGCCUCCUCUUAGUGGCCAGUAGUUGAAUCCCAGUAGUAAUGGACUUGUGAAUUCUCACCACCUCGAAGGAAAUUAAUUUAUCAGGUACGCAUAAAUUUCAUUUUUCCUAUUAAGCCAGGGUUGCAGUGGGGUGCACUGGGGGCCCUGCCAUGUCUGGCGAUGCAGAGGAGGUCACCCGUCUGCGCAAGCCGCGCUUCUCCUAUGAGGAGAACCAGAUACUUAUCCGAGAGGUGCGGGCACACUACCCCCUAUUAUAUGGUGCUCAAAGUCGACGGCUGAGUGUGGCAGAGCGCAGACGCUUGUGGGAGAGCAUUGCUGCCAAGAUCAAUGCUAUCACCAGCUGGAAACGCACUGCACAGGAGGUGCAGAAGCGUUGGAACGACUUCAAGAGAAGGACCAAAGAGAAGCUGGCAAGAGUCCCCCAUUCUACCCAGAGUGGAACAGCAGAGGAGGCACUCAGCGCAGAGGAGGAGACAAUUUUUGCCAUCCUGGGACCUGGUGUAAUGCCAGGAAGGGAGCACUAUAGCUCUGCCACACGGCUAAGUGUGAUGGAUAUUGCCCCAACAGGUCCUGGAUCCUCCAGCCCAGAGAACUCACUUAGCAUCCCUUGUGCUCCCACUGAAGCCUCUGUUCUCAUCCGCCCUAAAGAAUCUCCCUCCCCUUCGCCCCAGCUGCAUAUCGUUCAACUUUCUAACCUCACCCCAUCCCCAGAUCCAUCAGAGGGUCCCUCACCUCAGCUCCCAGAAUCUGGAUCACCAUUACUGACCCCAAAUGGGAUACACCAGCAUUAUGACCCAACUGUUGCCAUGUUGAGAGCCCAACAUGAGACAGCAGAGGCAAUACGGCACCUCACCUACACUCUACGCCAAAGCAUGGACCGCUUGACCAAUGUCCUCGCUGCCAUUCUUCCGCUUGUGCCAUCUCAGCCUGCUCCAUCUCCUGCCCCCUCUGAGAUCAUCUCGCCCAUCUACUUUCCCACAAAAACAGAGCCUGAGCCCUGCUGCCCUGUGUCCUAUGAGGUGGAAUCCCAAGGGGAACCCCAGGAAGUCAUAGAAGAGCCUCCACAUUCCCCAUCACCCUCUCCACCCAACAAGAGGAAGAGAUUUGGGUACACAACUUCCCGAAAGCGCAGAGGACGCUGGAAGCAUCUUUAGAAUAACAUUCUACCUUGUCCCAUCUCUAACCUACUCAGAACAUGAGGGUGCCACUUCAAACUCAAAGUUUUUUGUCCCCUCUCUCCAAUUCACCCAGCAGUAUCACCCGGCCCACGAGCAAUACGGUUGCCCUUUUGAACUAGAGCAUAAUGAGCUUCUUUGACACUCAAGCUCCUGGGACUUGCACAGCACAGGCGAUUCACAGCAUGAAAUCAGCUUUUCAUAGCCCCUCCACUUCACGUCUCCUUCCUAAGCUCGUCUUUGCUCCAGAGGAGCCAUGUUGAACCUGCGGCUUAUGCACAGCUUCAUACCUAAACAACAAGACUGUACAUUACAAAAAUGUCCUUAUAUGCAAGGUACUCUCCAACGUCACUGUCAUGUCCCACGUCUAUCACUUUUCAGCCUUUUGGUCAAUUUCUGAGUGUGCUUAUAGCAAUCACGGCAAGCCUGAGCUUGCUUGGUGCACAUGAGUUGCUGAGCAACACUGACUGAAUCCUUAAUUGCAGAUGACCGUGAAUAUACAAUAAUCAGGAAGUGGACAACUCAAAGAUUCUCCAGGACACCGGGGUUAUAUGUUACUCCAUUAUGUGCCUCCAAUUCCCAAGGGGGAUUCUGGGAAUCUUAUUGUCUCAAUUUAACUUAAUACCUACAAUUUACAUCCGCCUUUCUCUUUUUCCUCUUCUUCUAUCUCCUCUAACAUGCUCCAUAACCUCCUCUCUGUCACUGUCCCCUCUUCUCCUUCUUUCUGUCACUGUCACCUCUCCUCUCUGUCACUGUCCCCUCUCCUCCUUCUCUUUGUCACUGUCCCCUCUCCACCUUUUCUGUCACUGUCCCAUCUACUCCUUCUCUCUGUCACUGUCCCCUCUCCACCUUUUCUGUCAUUGUCCCCUCUACUCCUUCUCUCUGUCCCUUCUCCACCUUUUCUGUCACUGUCCCCUCCACUCCUUCUCUCUGUCACCUCUCCUCUCUGUCCCCUCUCCUCCUCCUCUCUCAUCCUUCUCUUUGUCACUGUCCCCUCUCCACCUCUUGGUCACUGUCCCCUCUCCUCAUUCUCUCUGUCACUGUCCCCUCUCCUCCUUCUCUUUGUCACUGUCCCCUCUCCUCCUUCUCUCUGUCACUGUCCCCUCUCCUCCUUCUCUCUGUCACUUUCCCCUCUCCUCCUUCUCUUUGUCACUGUCCCCUCUCUUCCUUCUCUCUGUCACUGUCCCCUCUCCUCCUCUCUGUCACUGUCACCUCUACCCUUCUCUCUGUCACUGUCCCCUCCCCUCCUUCUCUCUGUCACUGUCCCCUCUCCUCCUUCCCUCUGUAACUGUACCCUCUCAUUGCUGUCUGCUUCUUAGAACCUAUAAAUAUAUGUACUGUAUAUAUAUAAAUUCCCAUAAAAGCAAUAUAUUUGUAUCUAGAAUCGUAUACUUGCUGUAAAUAGCAACCACCCCUCACUGAGGGUUAAUUAGACACAUAGCAAUUAACGUGGGAGAAUUAAUUAUAUAUGUAAAUAAGUGCAUAUUAAAGAAAUUGUAUUUAUAAAUACUUGUUUUCAUUACAUGAAA
Molecule: messenger RNA, 5572 nt
Organism: Bombina bombina (fire-bellied toad)
Lineage: Eukaryota; Metazoa; Chordata; Amphibia; Anura; Bombinatoridae
Gene: MYPOP
Product: Myb related transcription factor, partner of profilin
Exons: 3
Coding region: 3018-4022 (334 amino acids)
Biological process (GO): regulation of transcription by RNA polymerase II
Cellular component (GO): nucleus
Molecular function (GO): RNA polymerase II cis-regulatory region sequence-specific DNA binding; DNA-binding transcription factor activity, RNA polymerase II-specific
Source: RefSeq, a predicted model, not a curated record